This is a messenger RNA of Aedes aegypti (yellow fever mosquito), 2212 nucleotides long. RefSeq lists its product as uncharacterized. Lineage: Eukaryota; Metazoa; Arthropoda; Insecta; Diptera; Culicidae. The coding region runs from base 634 to 1779 and encodes 381 amino acids. The record is from RefSeq and is a predicted model, not a curated record. The transcript has 7 exons. Gene Ontology annotation, cellular component: membrane.
UGAUUGAACGGGUGCGAGUCGAAUUUCAUUCAUUAGUUUUGCACGCUUUGUACCUAUUACUGCAGUACAAGUAAAAAGCUUUUCGACAAGUGAUAAGAAGUCAAUUCCAGUGCAGCAUUUCUCCACAUUUGCAAAUAACAUACAAGUUAUUUGGUGGAUACCAUUGUGUAGUUCCGAACAUAGGCUCUAGUGUGAUGGUGUUUGUUUCUGAACAUAUUGGAAUUGCCGAAGCAAGAUAAAGUGUCAGUAUAUUUUCAUAAGUUCAGUAAGCUACGUCGUCUCAUAGUGCUACCCUUAUUGGAAAACAAUUCAGAGGAAAUGUUUUCGAUUUCAGUAGAUACGAUCUGAAGUACGGCCAUAUGUGAAAAUUUGUAAAUUUCAAAUUGUAGGCUGUUUCUAGUGGUGCAGUGCUGAAUCUUUAACAUUUCGGCAACCUUUUCUACUCUAGAAGAUCGGGCAUGUAAAAAAGUGUAUAUAAAAUUAUAAAGCAGAUAUAACUCCAACAUGAUAAGUUAAUGUGAGAAAUUUGAAAGCAAAAAGUAUGGAAGUAGCGAUAAAAUUUCAGCGCAAGUGUUAAUAGGAAAAACGAAAUAAUUUAAACGACACAGGUGUGCUAGUAAAAGAGUGAUAACAAUGUACAAACUAGCGUGUACAAUAUGCAGCAUAAUGAUCACAGCUGGAACGGUGGCAGCCGAAAGCGAAUACUUUCCUGGUCUACGCAGAACGAAACCGAACCAAGCUGGACCAUCGCAGUGGGCACCACUUAAUGAUGCUCGAGAGGCACCCGAGUUCUUAAAAACCAUAAACGAAAUAAUCGAGGAACGAGCCCGUCAACGGUUUUUGGAGCAUUGGCAACGACUUCAGCUGAAUAGGAAUAUUCUGCAAAGAAAUGAAGCAACUGGUCCGGCAUUCACCUAUCAAUCGUCACCCCCAAAGCAUCCCGCAAAUCCGAAUGAACCAAUCGAUUUUGCCGUUGGCCCCAGUGAUGCUCGCUUCUACGACCGUACAGUGAGCAUCGUUGAUUCGGACAACGCAUUCGAUAGCAACAAUUUUGACUCUGACAAGAUUCCCGAGCAUGAGCUCAUUAUGAAUCCAAACCCCAGUAGGAACGUCCCUCCUUCACCUCAGGAUAUCAAACCGAAGCUUCCCAUCCACUAUAAUCAACAUUCGCUAGACAAUAAGCUGCGACACAAGGAGCAGAUAUUUGACGAAAAUGUGUUCCCACAACGAGUGAAUGGAGUUAUCCAGAGGCCAGUGGAAAUGGAUGGCGCUGUGGCCAUGUACAUUGUGGCUCUGAUUGGCGGAAUAAGCGCAGCCGUUACGGUCGGCUUGAUUUCCGUUGGAAUUGGAUGGUAUACUCUCCAUAAAAAGGCAAAAGCAGCCGCAGAUGUCGACUAUCCGGCUUACGGUGUGACGGGGCCCAAUAAGGACUCUUCGCCUACUGGCGACAGAAGGCUUGCACAGAGCGCUCAGAUGUACCAUUAUCAGCACCAGAAGCAGCAAAUCAUUGCAAUGGAAAACCAUAACAAUAUAGAUAAAAAUGGCAUUCAUUCCGACGCUGAAAGCGAGGACGACAAUGAAGAAGGAGAUUAUACUGUGUACGAAUGUCCUGGAUUGGCACCGACUGGUGAAAUGGAAGUCAAAAAUCCGCUGUUUCUUGAUGAUCCAACAAUUACCCCAGGAACUAAUCAAAUAACGAUCGGAGCAUCUACCACACCGACCAAGAUUACCAUCGAUGAAAGUCAGUCAGAUGACCCACAUGUAAAUUCGAAAAAGUAAUUUCACCUACCAAGCUUCUGGUAGCUUUUUGGAGAUCGUGGAAUGGUUAGGCCGGUUCGCCGGUUGUGGUUUAUAGGUGUUAGAGCUCUCAUGACGACCUAGAUACAUUCUCUGUUGAUGGAAAGAAUGUGAACUAAUUAGCAUUCAACAAUGACUAUCAAGCACAAAGUGCUGAUUUGAAAGAGUCUUUGGUUAUGUCUUGUUAUAGUUUUGUGUCGGUUAUUGAAUAGAAGAAUAGGCUAUGUUCAGGAAUACAUUAGAAAGAACGAGAACCGAAGAUCAAAUGAAAAUGAAUGUUUUAAAUUACCAAAAAUAUAAAACAGAUCUACCGAUCCAGGCUGCACGUAAAAUCAGAGGAAAAAGUAUAUAAUUUGAACAAUUUGCUCAUGGAAUAAAUAAAUGUAUUAAACAUACACUCUAACUUUUUUAGAAA